Molecule: messenger RNA, 1218 nt
Organism: Rhododendron vialii
Lineage: Eukaryota; Viridiplantae; Streptophyta; Magnoliopsida; Ericales; Ericaceae
Exons: 2
Coding region: 1-1218 (405 amino acids)
Source: RefSeq, a predicted model, not a curated record
AUGCUCCCCGCCAUUAAGGAUAUUCUCCAAGGAACCAAUCCAUUGGAGGUCAAUGCCGUUAAUCAGCUGUUUGACCCUUAUUCUCAAACUUUCAAUCCAGGGUGGAAGAUGCAUCCUAAUUUCCAGUGGAGCGAUUCUCAACCUCUUGGACCUCCUCAAGUUUCACCACCUCAACAACACCAAGCGUUCCGGCCUUCUCAAUCUCAAGGUGCGCCGAAGUUCUCCCAAAAUCAACAACCACCGGGGUUUGCACCGCCGGGACCUCUUCAAGGGCCAAAUCACUUCCAACCUCAAAAGCGAUCCUUGGAGGAAAUUAUGUCAUCUUUCAUGCAAAGCCAAACGUCCCUCAACGAGCAAACUACUCAAACACUCGGGGAAAUCAAGAAUCAAAUGGCAAAGAUGACUAAUACGGUGGGGAUUCUUCAACAAGAAAAGGGGAAGCUUCCGACUCAACCUCAAGCGAAUCCUCAAGGCACCAAUUAUGUGGCAGGCUCUUCGGUGCUUAGUCCCGAGCAAGCCAAAUCCAUUACAACUUUGCGAAGUGGCAAGGAGAUUGACAAGGCCAUUCCUCCCAAGCCUAUCAAGCCUCUGGCGGAAGAGCCGGAAGGCCCCGUGUCCCAAAUUUCGGCCCCUUUUCCCCAAAGAUUGAAGGCGUCGGCCCAUGCCAAUACCAAUUCCGAGAUCUAUGAGCUUUUCAAGCAAGUGAGAAUCAAUAUCCCGUUAGUGGAUGCGGUCAAGAAAAUUCCCACGUAUGCCAAGUUUCUCAAGGACUUAUGCACCCAAAAGCGGAAGUUGAAUGUUCAAAAGAGGGUGUUCUUGAUGGAGCAAGUGAGUUCUAUCAUCCAAACCAACGCGGCUCCCAAGUACAAAGAUCCGGGUUGUCCAACCAUUUCCAUCACGAUCGGGGGUACGAAAAUUGAGAAAGCUCUCCUCGAUUUAGGGGCUAGUGUGAACUUACUUUUGUAUUCUGUUUAUGAACAACUUGGUUUGGGGAAGAUGAGGUCAACGCCGGUGACACUUCAAUUGGCUGAUAGAAGCAUCCAAGUUCCACGAGGGAUGGCGGAGGACGUACUUGUGCAAGUCGACAAUUUUAUCUAUCCCGUGGAUUUCGUCGUGUUGGAUACUUGCCCUGUACCUACCUCAAAAGCUUCAACAUCAACCUCGGUCAUUCUUGGGCAUCCAUUCCUAGUCACAGCCAAUGCCAUUAUCCAUUGCUGA